Messenger RNA from Pseudoliparis swirei, 3072 nucleotides. It is a transcript of the gene cab39l, whose product is annotated as calcium binding protein 39-like. Gene Ontology annotation, biological process: intracellular signal transduction. Gene Ontology annotation, molecular function: protein serine/threonine kinase activator activity. The transcript has 9 exons. Lineage: Eukaryota; Metazoa; Chordata; Actinopteri; Perciformes; Liparidae. The record is from RefSeq and is a predicted model, not a curated record. The coding region runs from base 260 to 1264 and encodes 334 amino acids.
GCGAGCUUGUCAGUUGACUGGAACGCGACCAGAUGGAAUUCCGCACUGGCUUCUCAACAGAUUCCACACGUUUUUAAAUUGCGUCGCGCACCUUUUUAGCGGACUUUAUUGCUCACAAACAACCCUGGCGUGACAACAACAGCCCGUCUGGGAGGCUCGGCUGCGCUGCGAACCGGGACAGAAAGCGGUCGAGACAUUUCCAGGAUUCCCCACCAAACAUCCUCCUACUGUCCCCGAGGCGAGUGUGUGUGCGUCCACCAUGCCGCUGUUUGGUAAAUCCCACAAGAGUCCGGCGGACAUCGUCAAAACGCUGAAGGAAAACCUGGCCAUCCUGGUCAAACAGGACAAGAAGACGGACAAGGCGUCCGAGGAGGUGUCGAAGUGUUUGGUCGCCAUGAAGGAGAUUCUGUACGGCAGCAACGACAAGGAGCCUCACACCGAGUCGGUGGCCCAGCUGGCCCAGGAGCUGUACACCAGCGGCCUGCUGCUGUCGCUGGUGGAGAACCUGCAGGUCAUCGACUUUGAGGGGAAGAAGGACGCGUGUCAGAUCUUCAACAACAUCCUGAGGAGGCAGAUUGGGACGAGGAGCCCCACCGUCGAAUAUUUCGGGUACCACCAUGACGUCCUCUUUAUACUGCUUAAAGGGUACGAGACUCCCCAGGUGGCGUUGAACUGUGGGAUCAUGCUGAGGGAGUGCAUCCGCCACGAGCCGCUCGCCAGGAUCGUUCUCCAGUCGGAACAGUUCUACAGUUUCUUCCGCUACGUGGAGAUGUCCACCUUCGACAUCGCCUCCGACGCCUUCGCCAGCUUCAAGGAUCUCCUGACGAGACACAAAGUGCUUGUGGCUGAAUACCUUGAACAGAACUACGAUGCCGUGUUUGUAGAAUACGAGAAGCUGCUGCACUCUGAGAACUACGUCACCAAGAGGCAAUCUCUCAAGCUCCUAGGCGAGCUGCUGUUGGACAGACAUAACUUCUCGGUGAUGACGCGCUACAUCAGCAAGCCGGAGAAUCUCAAGCUGAUGAUGAAUCUGCUCCGAGACAAGAGCCCCAACAUCCAGUUUGAGGCCUUCCACGUCUUCAAGGUUUUUGUCGCCAACCCCAACAAGACGCAGCCCAUCAUCGACAUCCUGCUCAAGAACCAGACCAAACUAAUCGACUUCCUGAGCAACUUCCAGAAGGACCGCUCGGACGACGAGCAGUUCAACGACGAGAAGACCUACCUAAUCAAACAGAUCCGGGAUCUGAAGAAGCCGGCCUCCUAGAGGAGCGUCCCUCGCUGCCCUCGACCCCGACUUUUCAUUUGAUAGGAAGACGUACAGUAGAAAAGAACAAAAAACACAGUAACAAUAACGGUUGUUAUGUUUAAAAGACGUUAUAUUCCCCUCCGUUGGUUCAUUUAAAACUUGUGCAACAGUAGUUCUCAAUCACCGAUCUUUCGUUUGUACGUUCUUUUAAUAUCAUGGAAUCUUUUUUUCUCCUUUUCAUCUGUAGCAUGUCGUGGUGUUGGAGGCAGCUGAUGAGCUCGGUGGAGAGAACCAGUGGUUUAAAAAAUAAAAAUAAAAUAAAAAAGAAGCUCAGGCCAGCGUGGUCGUAACCAACCGGGCGUGAACCGCGGUCCGCCGGCUGCAGCUGCUCGGUAGGCCGCAGCACUCGUGUUGAUUUUUAACUUUUUAAAUGUAGCCAUAUAAAAAAUUUUAAAAACAUAUGAAGAAUUUCAGCUUCUUUUUUUUCCUACUCUUCUUUUUUUUACCUGCAUCAACAUGUCGACACAUUCUCAGCGAUUGCUUAAAGUUUUGUACCGAGCACUUCUGCUCGCCAAACGCCAGAUCCCAGGAUUGCUCAAGUUUUCUCCCUCUGAAACUAAAAAAAACAAAUACAUUCACAGAUUUAUCGCUGAUAAUAUCUUUGAGAAAUCGAAAAUAUUUGGCCCGAGUAAAACUGAGAAUAGAGGGAACCGGUUUCAGUCGGUGUGGACCAAAGAUGUGGUAACAAUAUUUGAAGUCUUUGAAAUGAAGGAACAGAAUCGAACCGCGGUACAUGUGAGCUUCAACCCGUUGAUCACUGGUUCUCUUCUCUGGUGGCCGGGAGCACUUUCUGUAUGAUGUUUACUUUUGUUAAUUGUAACACUGUUUUCAAACUUAAUAAUAAUUAUGUUUUAUAUGUAGUUUAAUUUCUUGUCAUGUACAGUUUUAUGAUUUGUACAUCUGAGGUUUCGUGCCAUUGUGAGCGUGAACAUUACUAGCAGGAGGCGCUGGUGUUUUGUUUCACUCCUUUUCCUCUCUGUAUCGUGACUAAAUGUUCUGCUCCCAUUUGGAUCUGAAGGUCUGAGAAACCAGUGAGAGGAUUCAGAGGUGCCUUUUUUUAUUUUGGUUCGGUGUUUCCCUUUUUUGUAUUUUCAGUGUCUAUCAGGGGAGCUUAAUUAUUAUGUCAAUAAGAAUAUGCUCUGGUGGGAACAUAUCUGUUGUGAUUGAGCAGUGAACCUAUUAGCUCGCUAUAUUUGUGUUGCGCUGUCAAAGAAACCUUUUGGACAUCCCGCUUGCCGUCGUGUGCGGGCCCCGGGUCGCAGCCCGUCUCUUGGGGAGUGCCGUUAAAUGUACACAAAUCAAUGUCGCUGAAACGCUACUUUUUAAGUGCUGUUGGUUUUUAUAUUAGAAAUGGAAAAAAAUAUCUAAUAAUUAAAUAAAUAAAAAUCUAAAAAUGACAUUCGCACGUAUAUGAGGAAAAAGAAAAGUGAGUUCAUUCCCCACUUGAUAUUUGAAGCGCAUCCACGAGGGGCGCUGUUGACGCGGUACAUUUGAAGACUAAUAUUUAAAGAAGUGGCGUGCAGCUGGGAGACGGUCGAACAAUUAUGAACCUGUGAAUUGCAAUCUGGUUCUUCGAGGUCUCCGCGUUUUGUCUUUCAGAAUAAACACCAGAUUUUCCUGUGACGCGUCGUGCGGUGCGGAAGUAGAGCAUCCGACUUGAGCCAAACUCCACGUGAUCUGAUCCCAGUGUCCUCUCUGAAAGCGGCCGCCUUGUUUUCCACGUUGUACCACAUUAACGACAAAUAAAAGGAUGGGCAUGCAUGCUU